This is a messenger RNA of Solea solea (common sole), 2578 nucleotides long. It is a transcript of the gene rbm39b, whose product is annotated as RNA binding motif protein 39b. NCBI's taxonomy places the organism in Eukaryota, Metazoa, Chordata, Actinopteri, Pleuronectiformes, Soleidae. The transcript is spliced from 17 exons. The coding region runs from base 695 to 2149 and encodes 484 amino acids. Gene Ontology annotation, cellular component: nucleus. Gene Ontology annotation, biological process: mRNA processing. The record is from RefSeq and is a predicted model, not a curated record. Gene Ontology annotation, molecular function: RNA binding.
AGAAGAAGUCGACCGUGCCAGAAGCAAAGGAGGAAGGAAGGGGAACACUGAUACUAGGCCGCGACCUGACACUGCCGAAAGAAACGUUACAUAACUUCGACUUUUUUAUUUAUUUAAUCCUAGGAUUGUUCAAUCUUCUGACACGACUACGCUGAAAAGAGUCUCCGCGGCGCCUCCUCGGUGGUAUUUUGACUAGGGAACGGGAUUUCAUCCAUUUCACACGGGUCAUCAUGGCUGAUGAUUUUGACGUUGAGGCCAUGCUGGAGGCUCCAUACAGAAAGACUUCCCUAAUGAUAUCUCACCUCUACUCCCAUGAAUUCAUCUUUGAUUCCACUGUGAACUGUGAAAAAAAGGAAGGGCAAGAUGUGUGACAGAGGUGGCAUCGAGCUCUUACAGUCCAAGAACGAAAAUGGGUGAAGAUCACUGGACUGACAUCAACCUCACAGGAACUCUUUUAGUGGCCGUGGGCCAUACGUGGUCACGUGAUUAGGCAAAUAGUGGCAUUGGUACAGUCUACGAGAAGGGGCAUGGUGGAGAUGACCUGACAAUUGUCAAAGCUUCCUGAACUCAGCUAAAAUGUUGGACACCCUCCCUUAUCUUUUCUUUGUUGCAUAAAGUGCUAAGCAGCCUUGUUUAGAAAAAAACAGGACUGGGAUGGGAAGAUAAUGGGGUGGUGGAAGGACACUGUCCAGAAAUGACAGAUGAGAACAAGUCCUCUCAUGCUAAUGGACAUGAAGACCAGAACAAGAAGAAAAGGAGGAGUCGAAGCAAGAGCCGGAGCCCUGGCUCAAAGAAGAGAAGAAGCAGAAGCAAAGACAAAAAGAAGGGCAAGAAGAGGAGUAGGAGCCGGGAAAAAAAACGAAGCCGCAGCAGAGAGCGCCAUCGCAGCCGCUCCCGCAGCAAGGAGAGAUCUGGGCGGUACAGAGCCCGAAAAAGCCCGGUCCGGAAACGUUCCAAAAGUCGGAGUCCCUUCAAAGGAAAGGAGAGGAGUCCCAUCAGACAACCAAUUGACAAUCUAACCCCAGAGGAGAGGGAUGCCCGCACAGUCUUCUGCAUGCAGCUUGCUGCCAGAAUCAGAGCUCGGGACCUGGAAGAUUUCUUCUCAGCUGUUGGAAAGGUCAGAGACGUGAGAAUCAUCUCAGACAGAAACUCGAGGAGGUCAAAAGGUAUCGCUUACAUCGAGUUUGUGGAGGCGUCCUCUGUGCCGCUGGCGAUUGGCCUGACGGGCCAGAGGCUUUUAGGCGUCCCCAUCAUCGUCCAGGCCUCUCAGGCUGAGAAAAACAGAGCUGCAGCUGCUGCUAAUAAUCUACAGAAGGGCAGCUCGGGUCCGAUGCGACUAUACGUGGGCUCACUACAUUUCAACAUUACUGAGGAAAUGCUUCGUGGGAUCUUUGAGCCUUUUGGAAAGAUUGAGGGAAUCCAGCUGAUGAUGGACAGUGAGACCGGCCGAUCCAAAGGAUACGGCUUCAUUUCGUUUGCAGAUGCAGAAUGUGCAAAGAAGGCCUUGGAGCAACUGAACGGCUUUGAGUUGGCCGGACGUCCGAUGAAGGUCGGUCAUGUGACGGAGCGCUCGGACUCGUCAACGGCCAGCUCGUUUCUGGACAACGACGAGUUGGAGCGGACCGGCAUCGACCUCGGAACCACGGGCCGCUUACAGCUCAUGGCUCGACUAGCUGAAGGAACUGGUCUGAAGAUUCCUCCUGCUGCUCAGCAGGCGCUGCAGAUGACCGGCUCCAUACCUUUUGGAAACAUCUCUGCUCCACCAUCUGUUUCAACUCCAGCUCCAAGCCAAGCCUUGAACCUCCCAUCACAGCCUCUGGCCACACACUGUCUGCAGCUGUCCAACCUGUUCAAUCCACAAGCGGAAAAUGAUCCGAGCUGGGCCAUUGAGAUCCAAGAUGAUGUGAUCGAGGAGUGCAACAAACACGGAGGAAUAGUUCACAUUUACGUGGAUAAGAACUCUGCUCAAGGUAAUGUUUAUGUGAAGUGUCCCUCUAUACCUGCAGCCAUGGCUACUGUCAAUGCACUUCAUGGACGCUGGUUUGCAGGCAAAAUGAUAACCGCUGCCUACGUUCCCUUACCCACCUACCACAACCUUUUCCCCGACUCCGUUACAGCGAAGCAACUUCUAAUGCCGGCGCGUCGAUAGUGAGACGUGACGUGAUGGAAGGUGGUGUAAAUACAUUGGUUUGCAUUCAUGGAGCUGUCAUUGAAAACAGACACAUUAAAAUUAGUUGGCUGUGCGUUAUUAUAAAACCUCACAAGUUCAACAGUGAAAAAAUUAGCAAGGAUUCUUUUGUUUUUUUCUUUUUAGUUGCUCUUCAAAGUUUGUGGGUUUGUGUUGUAAACUAUCACAGCAGUAAUCUGCAGGUAUCUAUUGGUCUGUAUGUUUUUAAAUAUUACUGUCAUCUGCUUGUUUAAAUCCAGUUUUAGAUUUAAAAAUUGCAGAGUCUCAUGUGUUGGGUUAAAUAGGCCUUAAAUGCCAAAAGUAUAUUGUCAACAAUAAUCCUUUGUACCUUUUUACAGCCAUUAUUUCAUUUUUUGUAUGAAGGCUCCCAAUAAACUUUGGCAAAUUUGA